AUGAGGUUCUCAACCUCGGCCCUCGUGCUCGGCGCCGCCUCCACCGCGGUUGCCCUGGACCAGCACGUCCUCGGUGGUAACAAGAGCCCCUUCGAUUCCAUCAAGACCACCGGCGAGAACUGGCUGUCGGCUUUUGAGGACAAGUUCGGCAAGAUGACCUCGGAAGCCAAGGCUGUCUGGGACGAGAUCACCUUGCUCGCCCCCGACGCUGUCGAGGCCUUCAAGAAGAACGCCAUGCCGUCCAAGCCCAAGGCCCACACUCGCAAGGCCGACAAGCACUGGGACCACGUCGUCAAGGGCGCUGACCUUGAGAGUAUGGUAAUUGAGAAGAAUGGCCAGAAGCACCGCAAGGUCGGAGGCAGCCUGAAGAGCUUCAACCUCCGCGCCAAGAAGGUCGACCCUUCUGCCCUCGGUAUCGACAAGGUCAAGCAGUACAGCGGUUACCUCGACGACGAAGAGAACGACAAGCAUCUCUUCUACUGGUUCUUCGAGUCCCGUAAUGACCCCAAGAACGACCCCGUCGUCUUGUGGCUCAACGGUGGCCCAGGCUGCUCCUCCCUGACUGGCCUGUUCCUGGAGCUUGGCCCUGCCUCUAUCGACAAGAAGCUCAAAGUUGUCAGCAACGAGUGGGCGUGGAACAACAAUGCCUCGGUUAUCUUCCUUGACCAGCCGGUUAACGUUGGUUACUCCUACUCCGGUUCUUCCGUCUCUAGCACGGUCGCUGCCGGCAAGGAUGUCUAUGCUCUGCUCUCCCUCUUCUUCCACCAGUUCCCUGAGUACGCCAAGCAGGACUUCCACAUUGCGGGCGAGUCGUACGCUGGCCACUACAUCCCUGUCUUCGCCUCUGAGAUCCUUUCCCACGAGGAUCGCAACAUAAACCUGAAGAGUGUUCUGAUUGGCAACGGCCUCACUGAUGGCUGGACCCAGUACGGAUACUACCGCCCCAUGGCUUGCGGCGAGGGUGGUUACCCCGCCGUUCUCGACCAGGGCGAGUGCCAGGCAAUGGACAACGCCCUUCCCCGCUGCCAGAGCCUGAUCAAGAACUGCUACGACUCCGGCAGUGUCUGGUCUUGCGUACCGGCCAGCAUCUACUGCAACAACGCCCUGAUUGGCCCCUACCAGCGCACUGGACAGAACGUCUACGACAUCCGUGGCAAGUGCGAGGACAGCAGCAACCUCUGCUACUCUGCCCUUGGCUGGAUCAGCGAGUACCUGAACCAAGACAACGUCAAGGAAGCUCUCGGCGUCGAGGUCGACAGCUAUGACAGCUGCAACUUUGAUAUCAACCGUAACUUCCUCUUCGCUGGCGACUGGUUCCAGCCCUUCCACCGUCUUGUUCCCAAGCUCCUUGAGAAGAUUCCCGUUCUCAUCUACGCCGGUGACGCCGACUACAUUUGCAACUGGCUCGGCAACCGCGCUUGGACUGAGGCUCUCGAGUGGCCUGGUCAGAAGGCCUUCAACAAGGCCGAGGUCAAGGGUCUGCACGUCGGAAAGGGUGAGGAAUACGGAAAGGUCAAGUCCAGCGGCAACUUCACCUUCAUGCAGGUCUAUGGCGCCGGCCACAUGGUUCCCAUGGACCAGCCCGAGGCUUCCUCCGACUUCUUGAACCGCUGGAUUGGCGGUGAGUGUUCAGAAAUCCGACAUCAUGCCUUCAUACAAGGAUUCUGUAAGUACAAUGGAAUCGGUUUAGGAUCGAUUCAGAAUCAGGACGAUUACAAGACCUACAAAGAAGGUCUUCUCCAGGGCGGCAAGAACCACCGCAUGGAGGAUCUUCCUCCCUUCGAGUUCAACGAGGCUGGCGAAGUCAAGCUCGCCCCUGGCGAACUCUACUGCCGCUGGGUGACGGAGCGGUUCUCGAGCGAGUCGAACCUCAAGAACCACAUCAAGAAGCACAAGCUCGACGGGGUCCCGGCCAAGGUUAAGAGCCGCAAGUCCGGCGCGAACUCCGUCGAGGAGAACGAUGAUGCAGCUGAAUUCUACGACCGCAUCCACGGCAUCGCCAUCGGCGCUCGCGAUGACAGCGAGCUGCAGACUCCUUCCAAGAAACGGAAGGCGCAGACCCCUCCCCCCCUUCUUGCCGUGCCCACGCGCAAGCGGGGCAACCAAACUGUGAUCAACUUCGCCGAAAUGCGUCGCGCCGCCGGCUUCCCUGCCAAGGGCAAGUGCACCUACUGCACCACUGCCCGCAAUGCUAAAUGUCCUCCCGCCCUUCGCGAUCAGGAAUGUGAGGUCUGGGCCCGCUUUGAGGAUGAUGAAGAAGAUGAGGCCUGA
Messenger RNA from Colletotrichum truncatum, 2271 nucleotides. Its product is annotated as carboxypeptidase y precursor. The record is from RefSeq and is a predicted model, not a curated record. Gene Ontology annotation, cellular component: fungal-type vacuole. Gene Ontology annotation, molecular function: serine-type carboxypeptidase activity. Lineage: Eukaryota; Fungi; Ascomycota; Sordariomycetes; Glomerellales; Glomerellaceae. Gene Ontology annotation, biological process: proteolysis.